Molecule: messenger RNA, 3768 nt
Organism: Engraulis encrasicolus (European anchovy)
Lineage: Eukaryota; Metazoa; Chordata; Actinopteri; Clupeiformes; Engraulidae
Gene: arhgap19
Product: Rho GTPase activating protein 19
Exons: 11
Coding region: 32-1414 (460 amino acids)
Biological process (GO): signal transduction; regulation of small GTPase mediated signal transduction
Cellular component (GO): cytoplasm
Molecular function (GO): GTPase activator activity
Source: RefSeq, a predicted model, not a curated record
AAACUAAAACAGCGGAAGAUUCAAACGGAACAUGGCGGCCGACAAAGAUGUAGACGAAAAUAAACAAAAUAGGAGGGAAACGUACUGCAAGGUUGAGAAGAACCUCGACAUGAACCCCAGGGCCCAGCCUGUCAUAUUCAAUCCCGACUUUUUCGUGGAGAAACUUCGCCACGAGGAGCCAGACGUUUUUACAGAGUUGGUGCUGAGCAACAUCACGAGGCUGAUUGAUUUGCCAGGGGUAGAGUUCGCCCAGCUUUUAGGGGAAGUGGAGUCCAAAGGAUCGGCAUCCAGCACUGGCUUCCUUCGUUCCCUCAACUUUCUCAAGCGCAAAGAGAAGGGGGUGAUAUUCGGAGGGCCUCUGACGGAGGAGGGUAUUGCGCAGAUAUACCAACUCAUUGAGUACCUUGGCAAAAACCUGCAUGUGGAGGGCUUGUUCCGGGUGCCAGGCAACAGCCUCCGGCAGCAGGCCCUGCGGGAGAUGCUGAAUAACGGGGCGGACAUCGACCUGGAGACUGGGGACUACCACCCCAAUGACGUGGCCACCGUGCUCAAGGUCUUCCUGGGGGAGCUGCCCGAGCCCCUGCUGACUCAGCGCCACUUCCACGCGCACCUCAAAAUAGUCGAGCUGACGCUGUUGGACGCGGAGGGCAACAGGACGAGCGUGCCGGAUAAGGAGCGUCAGAUCCAGGCCCUCCAGCUGCUGCUGAUGCUGCUGCCCCCGGCCAACCGCAGCCUGCUCAAGCUGCUGCUGGACCUGCUGUACCACACCGCCAAGCAGCAGGACAAGAACAAGAUGUCCGCCUCCAACCUGGCCCUCAUGUUCACUCCGCACGUCAUCUGGCCCAAAAAGGUGCAUGCAAAUGAGCUGAAGGAGAACAUCAGUAAGCUCAACGACAGCAUCACCUUCCUCAUCAAGCACUCCCAAAAGCUCUUCAGGGCCCCUGCCUACAUCAGAGAGCUGGCUCGAAUGCAUUUCAUUGGAUCAAAGGCAAAGGAUGAGGUGGACCUGGUGGGGCUGUGCGGUAGUCCCGGGGCCCCCUCCAAGAGGCCCCUGGUGGAGAGCAGCUCUGAGGGGCCCGAGCAGCACACUCAGGAGGCCCUCAGGGAACUCUACAACCACGUCAACAACAUGCCCGAGUCCGCCAAGAAGAAGAAGCUCAUGCGACAGUUCAAUAAGCAAGAGUCAGGAUCGACCCCUGUGUCUCCCCGUUCCGCGACGGGCAAGAAGCACAGCCGCACUCGCACCAUCAGCGGGAUGAUCAAGAGGAAGGUCUUAGGUGAGAAGUCCCCUGGUUCAGCCGAGUCCCCUGGAGUCCUAAGCCAGGGCACCCAGGAAGAAGGGAGCCCUGUGUCUUUCACAAGGACAUGCCUUUCUCCAGCGGAGCAGAUUGCGGUCUCCAAACUCCAGUAUUAAGAUGAUAUCACGAGAUGAUCGCAUUAUAAGAGAAUAACGGGAAUUUCAACAUGCAGUUGUAAUUAUUCACGCCACCCUCAACUUGUCAGUUGCCCGGCGACAACUGCAUGUUGAAUUAGACCGGAAUUCUCGUGUACGAUGACGUCACAUCAGCCACUGGGUAGCAGUGGCGAAGCUCUCCGCUCUUCUGCUCACCUCGGCCCCAAAACUUGAACAGAUGGGUGUAUAAUGUCUAUUAUAUCUAACUGUUGAAUCAAUUCUUAAGAUUUUCUUUUGUUUCAGACAUGUAAAGUCCUUUACCUGACAUGUUUCGACGGUGUACACCAGAUUUUUAAAUCUCUGAAACAAAAUAAAAUCUUAAGAACUUGAACAGGUGGUUCAGGCACUUUCAGACGCCGUGAGGGACACGGCACUCUUGUUCACCUGCAUGUUGGAAAGUUGGUUAUGGAGUCGGGUGGUGCAAAGAUCCCUGAUGAAUUUGAAUCGAAUAUAUUUCAGAAUCAGUAAUAUAUAUGCUCAAGACCCAAACAGAUUUUAUUUCAUUGCAUUUUUAAAAAAUGUAAUGCAUUUUAAUGUUUUGUUUUUUUAAAACAUAUUUAUUAUAUGCAGUUUUUAUACCCCUUAAGAUAUAAAGAGUGUCAAGUACUGUAUAUGCAUGACCUCAGACAUGGCUGGAUUUACCAUUUUCUGUUCUUUUUCUUUUUUCUUUUUUUUUGUGCCUUUUUUCUUUUUACAUUUUUUUUUAAUCAACUUCGACUACACUGCCAGAAAUGUGACCCAUGUGAUGAUGCAAUGACCACUUACUGUCCGUUACUAUUGAGCCCUUGUUAUCCAUCAAAUGACAAGUCCAGAAAUGGUUUCAUAGUGAGCGGUAUUGUUUACAGCACUAAGAGAGAGAUGGAGAGCGAGAGAGCGCUAUUCGAUGGUUUGAGGUAAUGGUGAUGGCGGUGAUUUGUUGGAUGGAUUUCUGACUGUUGGAGACCCUCCAGCCUCUCGAGACUUUGGAAAACUUGAUACUUGGAAUUAUAAGAGAGUCCAUUACAUAAGAAAAUAGUUCAAACGCAUUCGGCCAUGUAAAACAUCUGAGAGUUUAAAAAAAGGAAUAUUUAGAGGUCCAGUAGAUAGUCAUAAUUCCACCAUCCAAGAGUUUAGUCGUGAAAGGGUAAUUGAGGUGGUAGGCACUCAAACGUGGGUGAUUUGAAGUGAAAGGAUAGGUUGGUAGGUGUUAGGUCAGGAAGGAAGUGAAGGAAAUGGCAUGUGGCUAAGAGAGACUCGAAAGUGCUUUUUCCUGAUUUUUGGUACUAGUCCUCAUUAGUGUAUGAUUACAUGUGAGGGAGGGCGAAAGAAAGAAGGAACAUUUUUUAUGUUAUUUAAUCUCCAGAGAAAUUAGGGAGUCGUAGCUGUUUACAGAGCUUUUUUGUCAAUACUGUGAGAUAUGGCCUAGCUGUUACAGCUGUACUGGCAGUCUUACUCUGCUAGUUAGUGCAGUGCUUUCAGGUUCUUUUAUUUAUGCAGAUAUAUUUUCUUCUUUUUACCUAUGCAUUUUCAAACUGUUUAUAUACUUAAUGUUUUUUAUUAGUAUUAUUAUUAUUUCGUUUUUGCACCGUUGUUUUUUUAUUUUAUCUUUUAAGUUUUAUUUUAUCUUUAAGUUACAGUUCAGUCCUGUUAUCGAUCUGGGGUGAGGGAAUUUCUAAAAAGACAGGGGAAAAAACUGAAAUUGCAUGUACAUAAUUCCAAGAGAAUCAAUGUGCUCUUUUCCUUCUCUUAAACAAAACACUGGUUGUGUGUCUUCCUGACUUCCUGCUAAAUGUAAAUACUGUGAAUUUCAAACUGGUGCCCUUUUGUGUUCUGCUACUGUUUCUACUCCAAGUAGUCUGCUUCGCUUUUUAGGGACCUUCUGGUUUACUCAAAGACCACUACUCUUGCAUACAUUUCACGAUAGUGUAUGUUUAUUUCUGUUGUAUGUACUUUUUGGGAUGCUUUUGGCAACGGUGAUACAUUAUCUUUUUUGUCUAUAUUUUCAUGUAUUUAUUCCCAUUGUACAUGUCUUAAAUGUGACCAUCAUUUUCAACGGUGAGGAACCUCCGUUUUGUGUGUGUCCCUUUUUUAGUCAUGUGAAAUAGUCAUGGUCUAAAAUGUGAACUGUAUUUUUUUUUUACAGCGCGUCACAUUAGGCCUAUAUUGAGAUCUGCAUGUUCAGUGAAUUGUGUCCCCUCCUUGUGGCCCGUUUACUUUUGUAGUUCCAUUUUUUGGCCACAAGGGGAAGCAGUUGAAAAGGGAAAACUCUACCAACUGUUCCAAGUGUUCACAAAUCCAUGACGGCAUUGAUUUUAUUAAACAUGAUUUAAAAAGUU